CCCACACUUCUCUUCAGUGUGUGGAGAAGGUUUUCCAAUCACCUGUUGACGGCACAGUGGAUAGAAGUACGUCAUUCCUUUACCUAUACACUACAGCCACCGUGUGGUUACAGGCGGAACUGUUACACGCGUGAAUGGCACAUAUUUUCAAGGCAUGCAAGUUGAUGGAAGUGAUUUGAGAAGCAGAGGAAGCUCCGGUACGUCUCGUAUGUUUUCCUUGCGCUCACCUCGUUGAUUUUUACGGCGGAUGCCAGCUGGUUAUCACAACAUCCAGAGCUCUCUGCGGGCGCACAGAAAAGUUCACCUCCAUGUCUGCGUGUGUGUGUGCGUGCGUGCGUGUGUAAAUUCACGCUCCCGUGUGUGCUCAGCAGUCAGUUCUCGCUCUUAAUAGAGUGACCCCCCAGCACGCUGGUUAAAGGGAAGACAAGAGAGCUGAGUCAACGAAUCACAAGGAGAAGGAUGCAACAGUUGAUGUGCGCGAGUUGCACAGUUUUCUUGUAUUUGGAGACGGCCUGCACACUCGGAGGAUGGUGGCUUUGAUCUGUGUGGAGGAAGGAUCGGAUGUUUUGUCGCUUUAAAACCCCUUCAUCUGUCAGAUUAACCAGAAAUUAAACAGCCUAAAAAGCAGCGGGUGUUAAGUUACAGGCGCGUCUUUUUUUCCCCUCUUCCUCCAAAAUGGACAUUUGGACAGAAACGCAUUUGGAGGGACUUCACGCUCUGCUGGAAUGGAGUUGAAGUGCGGAUUUCGGAUGGUCUGCGGCGGCGAGUAGCAGCGGAGCCUUGUCUGCACCAACCAUGCAUCGGAUUCUGCAGAGGAGGCGAGUGCGCAAGCUGCGGGUCGUCUGGGCUUCUCUGGCCCUGGUGGCUCUGUCUCUGGCCGCGUGCAGCGCGCUGUUCACGGCGUGGACUUGGCGACAGACUCGGGACCUGUCCCAGUCCUUUAAGAUCUUGCAGGACCGACUGGAGCAGGUCAACACACAGAGGAAGGCCAUUGUUCAGCUCAUUCUGGAGAAGCGAGAGCUGCUGGUGGGGCAGAGAGUGAAGAGAGAUGGGGGAACGCUUCGAGGGAGGAAUGGAAAUGGAAAGAAAGCGGCGUCUCAUUUUGAGAUAACCAAAGUCUCCUCUCAGCAAGUGGGAGAAGGUGGUGUGAUAAAGGGCUGGGAAGAGAGGACGCUGAAUAUGAGUAAAGCGGUGAGGUAUAACAAGGAGCUGGGCACUUUCACUGUGGAGAAAGCAGGCGUCUACUUCCUGUUCUGCCAGGUGUUGUUCAACGAGCAGCAGACUCCGUACGUGAAGCUGGACGUGGUGACCACCGGCCAGAGGCCUCAGAAGCUGCAGUGCAUAGAGGGCUACGCGACGACCCCCUCUGCCGGGCCGCACUCUUUCCACUUUGUCAAGUCCUGCCAGGUGUCCGGCCUUCUGCGACUGGACAGAGGCACGGAGCUGCAGGCCAUCACAGGUUCAUCCUUCAGACUCCACACUGUGGGCAGCCCCUCCGCCUCGCCUCACGUCUUCAGCAUCUUUAAAAUCAACUGAAGCUCGUAGCUCAUCUGAUCUGGGUUGGAAGCUUUUUUUUUAAAAAAGUACAUAAACUCAUCAGAGUGCAACAGAACUUGUUUUUGUAUGGAUGAAUUUUUUUUUCUCCAUGGUAAAACAGUCAGAAGCAGUUGAGGGCAUCACAUCCUGCUACAGCCUCUUCCCAAAGACAUUAAUUUGAAAGACAAACCUGACAUUUGUGGAAGCUGUUGUGGAAAUUUUCUCUGGAAAGUGGUGCUGUUUUGGAAUGCAAAACACAGACUUUGGAUUAAAACCAAGACCCAAAGUGGACAAAAGGCCUCAAUGGAUGUCUGCCGGGAGAACAGAUGUGAUGGAAGCUGUUCUGUAGAUAAAGGGCUUCAUAUAAAAAGAAAAAUACUUGGAUGUUCAUCUUAGCCUUCGUAUCAUGUAAUAAAUCGUGCUUACACUGUCUUUAUAAGACUGACAGUAAAGCUGUGCAUGCACCUUUCACUUUUAUAUCACCGGUUGCCUCAAGAAGCUGAGAGCACAUCUGCAAGCGUCAGAUCUCGACACUAUAAAAGCCUACAUGAGUUGUCAUUGAUAUUUUAUACAAUACAGCAUCUGUGUGUGUGUGUGUGAAAUCUAAUGAAUCAAAAAAAAAAAAAAAGAAUCUUGUUCAUACUGAUUUUUAUGCUCUUUUACAAUUCAAUGUACUGAGUGUGAAAUUGCUGAAAGCCUUUUUAGACACUUUGUAUAUACUUCACACACAUUUUACAUAUGUGCAUAUCAAGUUAGGAGCUGGCAAAGAAACAUGGAUGUGAAUUUGUGCUCUUUUCUGAGGUCAGAUUUGAUUGUAAGGUAUUUUUUAUGUGUAGUAUACUUGGCUUUACUUUUAAAAAGUAUGUGCAAGUUAUAGAAGCGUACAUUUCCAAAUGUAGCCCUGUCUUUCUUUUCCGACUUUGUUAUAUGUUUGAUGACGCAACAAACAUCACUUCCAUGCCUGUAUGUUAAUCAUCUGAUAAAUUGUUCAUUAUUAUACCAUUAUUAUCAUUGAGAGGCAAUCAUUAAAUAGACUUGGGGAGGCCCCAGUGCAUUCAAGGCUGAAGUGUGAGUAAAAGUUGAUGUGGAAAUUUACAGAUUUUGAAUUAAAAAGGAGCAUUGUUAUUAUUCUUUAAAAUCAAGUUGUAGCAAAACACAUGGAAAAUGUAUUUAUGGAAAUUUACAUGAUAUACUCACUAAUUACACUGUAAAAUAUCACAACAUUGGAUAGACUGUCAUGAAAUCUACAUAUUCAUGGUCCCCUGAGGAUGAAGAGUUGUAACUUUGGUGAUUCCCUGACUUUUCAUUUGGCACCAUCUUCAGGUCAAUGUUUUAAUUUGUUCAAUAUUUUGGUUUUUGACCAAAUACCUGCAAAACUAAUGACAUUCCCAUGAAUAUCAGCUGUACUUUGUGUUUAAUGCUAAUAAGCAAAGCACGCUAACAUGCUAAACAUUGUAAGCAUUAUUCAUGCUAAACAUCACCAUGUUAGCAUUGUCACUAUGAGCAUGUUAGUAUGCUGAUGUUAGCACUUAGCAUCGCUGUUGACUUCUUGUUGAAUGUCACGCAGUGAGCAGACCAGUUUAGUAAAACAUUCUUGUCUUUGUUGCAGUGCUCCUUUACACAUAAAAACACUAAUAUAUAACAGCACUAAUAAGCAAAUGUUAGCAUGCUUACAUGUUAAACUAAAGUAAAUGUGAGCAUGGUAGCAUGCUAACAUUAGCAUUUAGCAUAGCGGUAAUUCAGGCUCAGAGAGCAGUUAGCGUAGAUGUUAUUUGCUCAAAUUUUGGUUCAACUUUUUCUUUUUAAACUCAAUCCCUAAAAGCCAGAAAUUAAUCCUAAUUCCGAAUCAGAUGUUCGACCCCAAAGCACAACUAAUUUUAUAUAUACUUACAUAUAUAUAUAUAUAGUGGGAAAUAGUGUGAUGUUGAAUCACAAGUUUAAAAGUUAAGUUUGAAAGAUAAAAAUCGAAACAGCUAUAUGUCUAUUUCCGAAUUAUUCAAGAUUUGGUUUGUAAAGUCGUCAACAUUUUGUCAGGGUCCUGCUUUUGUUCUGAUUGUUUCUCAGUCAUGUUGUAAGACUGUCACUUCUUUACUUUUUAAAUAUCUUUUUAAAAAUGAAACUCCUUCCACUCUUUCAUAUGGUGCUGCUGCUGCUUUCUGUAAUAUUUCCUGCUACAAUACAAACAGUGUGUAUUUCUAGCAGUGGGUUUCAGCACUCCCACUCUUGUUUAUAAGUAGUUUUUGUGGACGAACCGCAUUGGUUUCUCCUCAGCACUUUACUGCAGCGAACAGUCUUUUUAAUUGGAGCCAAGCAUUCAUGUUUUCAAAUGGAAAAAGUGUAGACAUUAGACAUAUAUCCUGUUUGAUUUCCUCAUCGUUUUCCUCUUUCCUCUUGUGUCUCACUCGUCUCCCCCACCACCCCAACAUCCCCAUGCACCUCAUAUUUCCCUGUCAGCACCGAUCAGACCGCACACACACACACACACACACUGAAUCCCUUGAGUGUCCUCUGCACACACACCAGCAGCCAUCUAAAUUUUCACUUCCUGAAUCUGAACCUGAACCACAGAGCUCAAAGUCUUUGAGGAAAAACAUGCCUCGUCCCUCCCCCGUCGCCCCCACACACUUCCCUGCCCCGAUUCCCUUUUUUUUUUUUUUUUAUAAAUGUCAAAGUUCAUUACCACCUCGGAAAAUCUUGUGAAUUCUUGUGAAGUUUUCUGUAAAAUGAUGAUGUAUGCAGUGCCUUAUUAUUUCCUCUGAACUCACUCAUCAUAAAUGUUGAAUAAACUUUUUUUUGUUGUUUUUGAAAA
Lates calcarifer (barramundi perch) is the source of this 4345-nucleotide messenger RNA. RefSeq names its product TNF superfamily member 12 (gene tnfsf12). NCBI's taxonomy places the organism in Eukaryota, Metazoa, Chordata, Actinopteri, Centropomidae. The transcript is spliced from 6 exons. Bases 796 to 1536 code for a protein of 246 amino acids. Gene Ontology annotation, molecular function: receptor ligand activity; tumor necrosis factor receptor binding. Gene Ontology annotation, biological process: immune response. The record is from RefSeq and is a predicted model, not a curated record. Gene Ontology annotation, cellular component: membrane.